AUGUCCAUGGACGGCGACCUCAUCGCCCUCGUCAACAAGCUUCAAGACACCUUCAACCACAUUGGCGGUGAUUCUGUCGACCUCCCCCAAAUCGUCGUCGUCGGCUCCCAGUCUGCGGGAAAGUCGAGUGUCCUUGAGACCAUCGUUGGACGCGAUUUCCUCCCAAGAGGGAGUGGAAUCGUGACCCGACGACCUCUUGUACUUCAGCUGAUCCAUACCCCGCCCAACUCUGGCUCUGGAGGACGGUCUUCUUCCGAGGGCUCAACUGAAGAGGGUUACCUCCCCAACCUUGACAACUCCCCCAGCGCUAGCGCCGGCGCGGGUGUCAUGCGCCCAGGGGGCAAGUCGAUGGGAGAUGGUACAGGAGCAGAGUAUGCCGAGUUCUUGCACAUCAACAAGAGAUUUACGGACUUUGAGGAGAUCAGGAAGGAGAUCGAGGCGGAGACCUUUAGAGUCGCUGGCCAAAACAAGGGUGUCUCCAAGCUCCCUAUUAACCUCAAGAUCUAUGGUCCUGGUGUACUCAAUCUGACCAUGGUCGACCUUCCCGGUCUUACCAAGGUCCCCGUCGGUGACCAGCCCACCGACAUUGAGAGGCAGAUAAGGAACCUCGUUGUGGACUACAUCUCCAAGCCCAACGCCGUUAUUCUUGCCGUCUCCCCUGCAAACGUCGACCUCGCCAAUUCUGACUCUCUCAAACUUGCUCGCUCGGUCGACCCACGGGGAUUGCGUACCCUCGGUGUCUUGACCAAGCUUGACUUAAUGGACGCUGGUACCAAUGCUCUUGACAUUCUGACCGGCCGGACUUAUCCCCUCAAGCUCGGCUUUGUGGGGUGCGUAAACAGGAGUCAGCAGGACAUCAACCAGCAGUUGCCAAUGGAGGAGGCGAGGAACAAGGAGGAGGAGUUCUUCAGGACGCACCCUGUCUAUAGGAACAUUGCACACCGAUGUGGUACUAAAUUCCUCGCAAAGACUCUCAACUCGGUCUUGAUGAAUCAUAUUCGUGAAAAGCUGCCCGAUAUGAAGGCUCGACUGAACACUUUGAUGGGUCAAACCCAACAAGAGCUCAACGCUUUUGGCGAUGCCACCUUCCUCGGCGAGCAGCACCGCGGAUCCCUUAUCCUCAAACUCAUGACCGAGUUCUCCAAAGACUUUGUCUCCUCCAUCGAAGGCACUUCCCUCGAAAUCUCCACCAAGGAGCUUUCUGGUGGUGCUCGCAUUUACUACAUCUUCAACGAAGUCUUUGGACACGCCCUUCAAGGCAUUGACCCCGCUCAAAACCUCAGUUUGGCCGAUAUCCGUACUGCCAUCCGAAACUCGACCGGCCCGAGACCCAGCCUGUUUGUGCCAGAGGUAGCGUUCGAUCUUUUGGUAAAGCCGCAGAUCAAAUUGCUCGAGGCGCCGAGUUUGAGGUGCGUGGAGUUGGUUUACGAGGAGUUGAUGAAGAUCUGCCAUAACUGUACCAGUCCUGAACUUCAACGAUUCCCUCGACUCCUGACCCAACUCAUCGAGGCUGUCUCUGAGCUCCUGCGCGAACGUCUCGGCCCUACAUCCGAAUACGUCUCCUCUUUGGUCUCUAUCCAGGCCGCGUACAUCAACACCAAUCACCCCGACUUUGUCGCUGGCUCUGCUGCCAUUGCCCGCGAGGGUUCUGCCGUCCAGGACCAACAACAACAGGUCCCUCGUUUGGCUUCCAGCGACGAGAAAAGCGAAGAAGAGAGCAGCUCGGAGGAAGAGGACGAAGGGGAUGAUGUCGUAAAUGGUUACCCCAACCACCCCAGGUCAGCUUCUGCUUCUGUGCCCGAGAUCCGACGACCGACGACUGCGUCGGGCAUGAAGGAAAAGACCAAGCGCCAGCAUAUCCGCACUGCCUCCGGUGGGCAACACGGCUCUCAAAAUGCCAACGCCUUACUUGGCGCAACUGCCGGCGGUUUACACGCCCACAGCAUCUCUGGCACUUCUCCUCACGGCGCCAAGGAGACUUUCUUGAACUACUUCUUUGGCGGUCCCAAUGGCAACGACCCUUUGGCGCCUCACACGGGCCAAAUACAGAGACAGUUGGGCAAGGGCCAACCCGGCCACCACGCUGGCUUGAGUCCCUACGGUCAGCAGCAGAGACAGCAGGGAGGCGAGAGGGAGAAGGAGUUGCUGCCGGAUUAUGCGGGAGCGGGGAGGAGGAGUGGCAGAUUGGAGAGCUCGGCGAGCUUCGAUAUGAAGAGUCUAGGCAAGCAUCUCGAGGCUACCAAUGGCGAGGAGAUUCCUCAUCUGACCCCCAGAGAAGAGAUGGAGACUACCUUGAUCCGUUCGCUCAUCGCGAGCUACUUUGGUAUCACCAGGCAAACCAUCGAAGAUUUGGUGCCCAAGGCCAUUAUGCACCUUCUCGUCAACUUUUCGAGGGAUGCCAUUCAACAACGCCUCGUCACUCAACUCUACAAACCCGACCUCUUUGCCAACCUGUUGUUUGAGGACGAAGCCCUUGUGUCGGAGAGGACGAGGGUGAAGGCUCUGCUGGAUGCGUACAAGGAGGCUUUCAAGGUGCUAAGUGAAGUCAGUUUGAAGAGCACAUAG
Messenger RNA from Cryptococcus wingfieldii CBS 7118, 2565 nucleotides. RefSeq names its product dynamin GTPase. Gene Ontology annotation, biological process: mitochondrial fission; peroxisome fission. Gene Ontology annotation, molecular function: microtubule binding; GTPase activity; GTP binding. Bases 1 to 2565 code for a protein of 854 amino acids. The record is from RefSeq and is a predicted model, not a curated record. NCBI's taxonomy places the organism in Eukaryota, Fungi, Basidiomycota, Tremellomycetes, Tremellales, Cryptococcaceae. The transcript has 8 exons. Gene Ontology annotation, cellular component: microtubule; membrane; cytoplasm.